Molecule: messenger RNA, 1445 nt
Organism: Fragaria vesca subsp. vesca
Lineage: Eukaryota; Viridiplantae; Streptophyta; Magnoliopsida; Rosales; Rosaceae
Product: protein SRG1-like
Exons: 4
Coding region: 177-1241 (354 amino acids)
Source: RefSeq, a predicted model, not a curated record
AUGCUUUGACUGCUACCCACAUGAAAACAUAUUAAAUUAGGAUAGACUCUAAUUCUUGUUUCUGAUCUGAAUACAAUAAAGUCCAAUUCUUCUGUCAUUUGCUUAUCAUAAAUCACUCAGCAAUUUGCAGCUAAAUCUACAAAAACCCUUCACAAAAUCCACACAGUAAGAAAGACAUGGCUAAAUCUUCCGCGCCUGCCCAGUUCGAGUUAUUAGCAACCAAAACUGUCCAAGAGCAACUCAUAGAAGGAGAAGUACUGGUACCCCCACCGAAAUAUAUUCUCAAAGAUGGAGUUCCACUUCCAGAUGCUUCUGUUGAGUUCAUGGAUGUUCCAGUUAUUGAUCUUGGCCUCCUCACACCAUCCUCAAUCAGUAUGGAAGAAUUUGAAAAACUCAGAUCAGCUUUAAACAAAUGGGGUUGCUUUCAGGUAGUUAACCAUGGAAUGACUCCUGAAUUCCUUGACCAAGUCCGUGAAAUCACGAAACAGUUUUUUGCAAUGCCAGCGGAAGAGAAGAAGAAAUAUUUGAGGCCAGUCGACAAUAUUGAAGGAUAUGGGAAUGACAUGGUAUUUUCAGAGCAGCAAACACUUGAUUGGACCGACAGACUAUACCUUACAGUAUAUCCACCAGACAAGCACAAGCUAAAGUUUUGGCCUGAAAAUCCCAAAUCUUUCAGGGAUACUCUAGACCAAUAUACCUGUAAGUUACAGGUGAUAACAGAAACUGUCCUUAAGGGCAUGGCGCGGUCAUUGAAUUUGGAGGAAGAUUGCUUUCUGAAAAAGUAUGGAGAACAAAGGAAAAUGGAUGCUAGGUUCAACUUCUAUCCUCCAUGUUCUAGGCCUGAUCGCGUACUCGGUACCAAGCCACAUGCAGAUGGAACAUUAAUAACCCUUCUGUUGCAAGAUAAAGAAGUGGAAGGUCUUCAAUUUAUGAAAGAUGACCGAUGGUAUAGGGCUCCCAUUGUUCCGGAGGCGCUUCUCAUUAAUGUUGGUGAUCAAGCUGAGAUAUUGAGCAAUGGACUGUUCAAGAGUCCGGUGCACAAGGUUGUAACAAAUGCAGAGAAGGAGAGGAUAUCCUUGGCUGUGUUCUGUGUCCCGGAUUCAGAGACAGAGAUUGAACCCUUUGAAAGCCUCAUCAAUGAGUCAAGGCCAAGGUUGUACAAAAAGCUGAAGAACUACGUUGGCAUCUAUUUCGAGUACUACCAGCAGGGAAGAAGACCAAUUGAAGCAGCAAUAAUAUAACCUCUGGUUACGUAACUCUUAUGGCUUGUACCAAGAGACCAAUAAAGUUGUAUUGCUGAGAAGAUGGUGGCAUGAUUCCUAAGCAGAUACUGUUAUUUAAGUUUUCUUCUAUUUUAUCUUAACUUGGUUUUAACUUCUAAAGUUCUAAUUGGAUGAAGAUAUAAUUUUUGAAGCAUGAAAUGAAUAAAGAUCGUCAUUCAUACC